Pisolithus orientalis is the source of this 2568-nucleotide messenger RNA. RefSeq lists its product as uncharacterized. The record is from RefSeq and is a predicted model, not a curated record. The transcript has 12 exons. Lineage: Eukaryota; Fungi; Basidiomycota; Agaricomycetes; Boletales; Pisolithaceae. Bases 1 to 2568 code for a protein of 855 amino acids.
AUGCAACUCAGCUGCCUGUGCAGCCUGGCUCUAUUAUCCUGGAUCACCUGGACAGCCUGUUGGAUGAUGUGGGUGAACAGCUGCCUUCCAAUAAUGAUGUAUUGCCUGCAACACCUUCUAAACCUUGGAAAAGUCAGUUAUCUGCAGCAGUGGUUGCUGCACCAAUGGCAUGAUCUAGCCAUCCUGUUGGACAUGGAGGCCCCACCUGAGCUGAGGGAUUGUGUCCUGUGUGGAGUGGAUGGAAUCUUCCAGUACAUUGAGUGUGCCCAUUGGCUGGUCUUCUGCACCAUGUGUUGCUGGGCAGAACACAAGCACUGGCCAUUCCACAGGGUGGAACAAUGGAAUGGCACAUUCUUUGAGGAAUCAUCCCUGCAGCUGUAUUGUAGAUGCCCUGGGGCAGAGGAUUCACACAUACAGCUGAUGUGGGCUGGGAUGUUUCCUGCUACCACAAAGGCCACAAGGACUGCAUUUACCUUCCAAGUACUCAAUGACUUCGUUCAGGACAAUGUGGAAUGUGGUACCUCAGUGAUGAAUUUCUACAGCAAACUUCAUCACAUAACCUCCAAUGCCUUUCCUCAUCUGGUGCCAGAUAGGUACAGGGAGCUGCUGAGAGUUGCUAGGAUGUGGCAGCUCCUGAAACUACUGAAAUGGCAGGGAUCCCACACAAGUGCAGAAGAUGCCAGCCCUGGGGAAUUAGUGUUAUUCUGUCCAGCAUGUCCUCAGCCUGGCAUCAACAUUCCUGAAGAUGAAACAGAUUAUUCCCAUUGGACACUGGCAAGAAGCUUGGUCAUGGAUGGGAAUUUCAAGGCAGAGCAUAUGCAUCCAAAGGAUGCUGGCAGUGAAGCCUGGUUGAUGGAUGGAAAGGGGUACAUGGUUGCAUCACAGCCAUACAAGGAAUAUUUGAGCAGCACUAAAAAUGUGGUUGAGAUCUCAGAUUGCAGCAAUCAUCAGGCAGUUAAUCAAGCAAAUGCCAACCAGCAGCAGCUUGCAUCUACAGGAAUAGGUGGAUGUGCCUGUGCAUGGCAUGGCUGUUUUGUGCUGCAUGCAAUGGUCAACUUCCAGAAGGGCAAACAGCAGGUUAACAUGGACUAUGUGCUUGUGCAUGCCAUCAGGCAUGGCACAGUCCCUGGCCAGCAAGUGAUACAUUUCUAUGAUAUUAACUGCCAGUAUAGCAAAGAAUGGUUUGCACAAUAUGCUCCCAAUUUCAUUGUGGGUGCUGGCUGGGUGGAUGGGGAGAUCAUGGAAACCUUGUGGUCCUCCCUGAAUAUCAUUUCCCCAUCUGCUAGAGGCAUGGCUACUCCCCAUCAGCAGGAGGUACUUGAUUUCCAAAUGAAUGAUAGCAAUUUCCUGAAAAUGGUCAGAAUGUCAAUGAGACUCAAGUGGAAACUCAAGGUUGCUGAGGAAUCUUAUUUAGUGGUUGAAGGCAGGUUUGCUGAUUUGAAUGGUAAUGUCCCACCAGCAGUCAGCCAAUCAUGGGGGGAAGAAGUGGCAGUGGCAUUGGAAAACUGGCUGUCAAGGCCACAGGCCAUGGAUAUAUAUGAGGUCAGGCUGCAGAAAGGAUUUGUGCUGAGUGGUAUUGAAGCUCCCUCUGCAAAGGCAAUUGAGAUAGAUUUACUGGCCAUCCCCCAGCCAGGGCAUUUGCAGGGUAUGGUGACCUGGAUUGCAAAGGCAUUGAAGAUAGAGGAAGCACAAAUCCAGCUUACAGUGGCAUGCUGGCACAUCACCUCAAGAGCAACAGAAGCUCAAAAUCUCACCAUUGCAUGUUGCUGUGAUUGUCUCCAGUCCCAUAUACAUGGCAUUUUCAACACUGCCAAAAAACUAUUUGGGAACAGAUUCAAGGAUGCCGAGCUGUGCCAGUCAUCUAACCCACAUGACCCAGAAACCAUUGCAUUGCUGCUGCCAUCCAAUGUUGGCAAAGAUCAUUUUGAACGAUCUGGCCUGGGGUAUGUGACAAUAAUGGAGCUGCAACUGUGGCAAGGACAGGCCAAUGAUUGUCUUCAUGAACUGCAGCUUAUGCUUGCAGAGAAGGCAGUCAUCUUUCGAACUGACAUUCACCAUGGAAGUAAUUACCACAUGGCCACAUGUGCCUGGGGAAGGGUGGCCAAUGCUGAAGCAGUGGUGCAACAUCAUGCUGCUGUGUACUGCCAGUGCCACAUUCAAAUGGACAGGUUAGGGGCCAGGCUGGAUAUCCUGGAGCAAUACAAAGAGUUGAAUGACUCUGACCUAACUAUCAGCAUGGCAGUAUCUGACCCAAAUGCCAGAGGUCACAGAGACAAUACCCUACCUUGGAUCUGGACAAUGGAUGUACCAAGGGACAUGGCCACUAAUGAUUGGAUGUCAGAAUUCUACAGGGUCAAUUGGCUCCAGAUGAGGGCACUGCAGGACAGAUGGAAGGAGGAGGUUCAGCUGUUGAAAUGUAAGAUUUUGGACCAGCAGAAAGGCUGCCACAUUGGCAAAGGGACAGGCCAGGCCAGCAUGCUAUGCUGCACAGCAAUGCCAGAUGUAUGGCAGAUUAGCAUGUUUUCUGUGAACCAUUUCCAUCUAGAGACCACUAGCUAUCUGCAAUGA